Molecule: messenger RNA, 2569 nt
Organism: Oncorhynchus keta (chum salmon)
Lineage: Eukaryota; Metazoa; Chordata; Actinopteri; Salmoniformes; Salmonidae
Gene: fuz
Product: fuzzy planar cell polarity protein
Exons: 3
Coding region: 351-1685 (444 amino acids)
Biological process (GO): non-motile cilium assembly; vesicle-mediated transport
Source: RefSeq, a predicted model, not a curated record
UGUCAUGCGCCGCCUAGACAAUACGCUCGUGAACAGCCGCAACAUUCUCGAACCUGACUGGCCAGUUCACCAGAGGCAAAGGCGGAAAUAGGAAGAGGGAUUAUGCGGCCGUAAACACUGAUCUAAAAGACAUCAUCUGAUUGAUUGAAUGAAUGGAUCAUGUGAGAACGGCCAGGGCCAGUUGCUGUGGAAACGUGAAUGGUGUCAACUCUUUUCGUGAUGGAAGAAAUUCAACAAAGAAAAAUGUCCCAUAACCAUGGGCUAGAGCUGAAUCUUCGCCAUCAUUAAACCAGAGGGCCAGUCAGUGGAUGGUUCAGGAGGACAACGCCUAGCCUGGCCACCCCAGCCACAUGAUGCUCCAACAGGCAGGCUCUGUGCAGCUUCUCUGCCUCACUGCCAACAGUGGGGUUCCUCUCUUCACCCGGGGGGCCUCUAAGCAACUCCCCUUCUCCAUCAUCGGCUCCCUGAACGGUGUGCACAUGUUCGGAGCUGGCCAGGGGGUGGUGCUGGCUGGCUGUGAGACUGAUCGUGGAGGCCGGAUGGUGUGGAGGGUAUUUCAGGACAGCGUGAUGCUCAUAGCAGUGAGCAGCGGUAGGCAGGCCCAGCAGGAAGGUGGUGGUGCAGGUGAAGAAGACCUCCACCUGCGGCGCCUGCUGGAGAACGUGUGGAACUGCAUGGUGCUGGUGCUGGGGCAGGAUGAGCUGGCCAGCUUGAGGAACGUGGAGCGGCUGAAGAGGGACCUGCGCUCCUGCUACCGCCUCAUCGACCAGCUCCUGGAGGGGGGACAAGGACAGGAGGGCAUUAUGGGGGACCUGACGCAUUGCGCGGACUGCCUGCUGCCCCCCAAUGCCACCCUGCUUCAGGAGGGCCUAGACGGCUUUACCCAGGCAGCAGAUAGCGAGUUUGGCUGCCUGAUGGUCCACGGACGGAUAGCCACUGCCACGGAAAAAUGGUGGCGUCUGGCGCCACAGGAAGUGGUUCUCCUAUCCGUUCUGACCCGCUCUCUCUCCCUCUCAGGCUCUGCGUCCUGUGACACCCCUGUCUUCCUGCCCCAGGGCAGCCCCACCGUGGCACAUCGCCUUCUCCGCUUCCAGCUGCUUCCGGGAGUGGAUGUGUGCGUGCUGUGCGGCCCCAGUCCCACCCUGCACAGGGCUGAGAGCGAGCUGGUGGGUUGUUUCUGGUCUCCUCUACUGGAGGCCCUGAGAGGCAGCCUGGCUGUGGGGGAGCGCUGCCUGCCAGGCUCUGUGACCCUCCGCCCUGAUGUCCUGGCUCUGUUGCUCAUCAACAGAGAGUCCCGUCGCUCUGUCUCCUGUGUGAAGGCCAUCAUUACUAACCCCAACCAUCCUCCCAGUGACCAUCCUCUGCCCUCCAAGGCACGCUGCUGGGAGCUGCUCAGGCUCUUCUACACUUUCACCACCACUCGCUACUUUCCUCUGGAGGAGACCCCGGCCCUGACCCCAGGGGAGAAGGCCCAACGUGGGGACUCCCUCCGGGAGGACUUUGCCCUGGGCUUCUCCCACCAGCCGCUGCAGUGCUACCUGGUGACUGAGGAGUGUAAGUGUUUUGGCCUGCAGACUGCCCAACAUCAGCUCUACCUGCUCACCCCUCUCUCAGUGCCUACCUUCGCUCUAAGCUCCGUGGCUACACAGACCCUCUCCGCCAUCACUUUAGCCACAGGAUUUUAGGCCAUAUUUUAUAAUGGGCAUGGGCACAUUGCUGUGAAACCUAGGGAUAGCAUUACACUGUUCACUAUAUGUACCACUUUCAUCAUAGACAACCAUUAUGGAGCAAGGAAUGAUCCUUUUACCUCAAUUUGAUACUCCAGAAUAUUUGUGUGUGUGUGUAUAUACAGUAUAUCACAAAAGUGAGUGCACCCCUCACAUUUUUGUGAAAAUAUUUGAGUAUUUCUUUUCAUGUGACAACACUGAAGAAAUGAUACUUUGCUACAAUGUAAAGUAGUGAGUGUACCACUGGCAACAAGAGUGAGUACACCCCUAAGUGAAAAUGUCCAAAUUGGGCCCAAUUAGCCAUUUUCCCUCCCCGGUGUCAUGUGACUCGUUAGUGUUACAAGGUCUCAGGUGUGAAUGGGGAGCAGGUGUGUUAAAUUAGGUGUCAUUGCUCUCACACGCCCUCAUACUGACUGGUCGUACAUUGUAGCAAAGUGUCAUUUCUUCAGUGUUGUCACAUGAAAAGUCAUACUCAAAUAUUUACAAAAAUGUGAGGGGUGUACUCACUUUUAUGAUAUACUGUGUUAUAUAUAUAUAUAUCACACUUGAUUGUUUUAGUGACUGCACUUGGAACUUUCAAAGUUCUUGACAUUUUCCGGAUUGACUGACCUUCAUGUCUUAAAGUAAUGAUGGACAGUUGUUUCUCUUUGCUUAUUUGAGCUGUUAUUGCCAUAAUAUGGACUAGAUAUUUGACCAAAUAGGUUUAUCUUCUGUAUACCACUGCUGUUUAACACUUUUUUUUUGGUUACUACAUGAGUCUGUGUUAUUUCAUAGUUUUGAUGUAUUCACUAUUAUUCUACAAUGUAGAAAAUAGUAAAAAUAAAGAAAAAUCCUUGAAUGAU